Messenger RNA from Sesamum indicum (sesame), 1071 nucleotides. RefSeq names its product ethylene-responsive transcription factor ERF017-like. Gene Ontology annotation, biological process: regulation of DNA-templated transcription. The record is from RefSeq and is a predicted model, not a curated record. Lineage: Eukaryota; Viridiplantae; Streptophyta; Magnoliopsida; Lamiales; Pedaliaceae. Gene Ontology annotation, molecular function: DNA-binding transcription factor activity; DNA binding.
CAUUUCUCCCCAAUUCCUCUCUCCAAUUACUGGUUUCCCGACUCAUAAACAAGAUUUAUACAACAAAUUAAUAGACCCACCUGUUUGGAAAUAUGGUGAAAUCAACUGAGAAUCAGCCGCCGGAGAGGAGGGACGAAGCUUCGUCUUCGUCGUCGUGUAAGUAUAAGGGUGUGAGGAAGCGGAAGUGGGGAAAAUAUGUUUCUGAAAUCAGGCUGCCUAAUUGUAGGGAGAGGAUUUGGUUGGGCUCCUACGACACGGCGGAGAAGGCGGCGCGUGCCUUCGACGCCGCCCUCUUCUGCCUCCGUGGUGGGAACGCUAAGUUUAACUUCCCCGACAACCCACCGGAUAUAGUCAACGGGAGGUCCUUGACGCCUGCCGAGAUUCAGGCCGCUGCUGCCCGCUUCGCACACUCGGGGUCGGACCCACUUGCAACCGGGAGCUCGGGUCGGGUCGAGAACCCGGAUAUCUCGCUGUCGGAUUCGCUGUCGUCCUCUGAGGUGUUGCAGCAUGCGGAGUCACCUUGUCCGUCGGUGUCGGACGGGCAACCUCAGCCGGACAGUGAAGUUACGGAAAUGCCACUGGACAAUGCGUUUAUGGACCAGUUCUUGAGCAUGGGCACGGAGAAUAACGUCCCGGAUUUCGGGCUAUUUCCGGGAUUCGAUGAUUUUCCAGGCGAUUAUAUGGCGCCGCUCUUACCAAGCGCCGAUUAUUACCCGGACAAUAACGAGGAAUUCCCUUCGCAGGAUUCAUUUCUUUGGAACUUUUAAGGAAUACAAUACAAAUAAGCUAAUUAAUUUUUCUAAUUAAUUUUUCCUUUUUUUUUUUGGUGGGUCAGAGAUUCUGGAAAUUUUUGCUGCUGGAAUUAUUGACCUUUUAAUCCAAAUAAGGAAAGAACAUAAAUAAGCCUGAUGAGCCCCUCUCUUAUUUUAUCAUCUUUCCGAGGAACAAAUGUUUGGAUCGGGGGGUGGAUGGAACAAUUUUUGUGUGCCCAUCAACGUCCUCUUUUUAUUUCAAUUCUCGUAUUCCUUCUUUUUUCCGUUUUUCUUGGAGGUAUGUCUCGAUUUUUCACUA